Molecule: messenger RNA, 893 nt
Organism: Triticum aestivum (bread wheat)
Lineage: Eukaryota; Viridiplantae; Streptophyta; Magnoliopsida; Poales; Poaceae
Product: ATP synthase subunit a, chloroplastic-like
Exons: 1
Coding region: 91-693 (200 amino acids)
Biological process (GO): proton motive force-driven ATP synthesis
Molecular function (GO): proton transmembrane transporter activity
Source: RefSeq, a predicted model, not a curated record
AGAUUAAUACUUCAAGUCGCUGAGUUGAGAAAGAGAUGGUUGAAUCAAAAGAAUUCCUUUUUUGAAGUUCAAUUUUUAUCAGAGGACAAUAUGAAUAUUAUACCUUGUUCCAUUAAAACACUCAAGGGGUUAUACGAUAUAUCGGGUGUAGAAGUAGGCCAACACUUCUAUUGGCAAAUAGGAGGUUUCCAAAUUCAUGCCCAAGUACUCAUCACUUCUUGGGUCGUAAUUACUAUCUUGCUAGGUUCAGUUGUCAUAGCUGUUCGGAAUCCACAAACCAUCCCGACCGACGGUCAGAAUUUUUUUGAAUAUGUCCUUGAGUUUAUUCGAGACUUGAGCAAAACUCAGAUUGGAGAAGAAUAUGGUCCCUGGGUUCCCUUUAUUGGAACUAUGUUCCUUUUUAUUUUUGUUUCGAUUUGGUCGGGUGCUCUUUUACCUUGGAAAAUUAUAGAGUUACCCCAUGGGGAAUUAGCAGCGCCCACGAAUGAUAUAAAUACUACUGUUGCUUUAGCUUUACUCACGUCAGCGGCAUAUUUUUAUGCUGGUCUUAGCAAAAAAGGAUUGAGCUAUUUCGAGAAAUAUAUUAAACCAACUCCAAUCCUUUUACCAAUUAACAUCCUAGAAGAUUUCACAAAACCAUUAUCACUUAGCUUUCGACUUUUCGGGAAUAUAUUGGCGGAUGUUAAUUGGUAAAAGGAUUGGAGUUGGUUUAAUAUAUUUCUCGAAAUAGCUCAAUCCUUUUUUGCUAAGACCAGCAUAAAAAUAUGCCGCUGACGUGAGUAAAGCUAAAGCAACAGUAGUAUUUAUAUCAUUCGUGGGCGCUGCUAAUUCCCCAUGGGGUAACUCUAUAAUUUUCCAAGGUAAAAGAGCACCCGACCAAUUCGAAACAAAAA